This is a messenger RNA of Entelurus aequoreus (snake pipefish), 1028 nucleotides long. RefSeq names its product histone H1-like. NCBI's taxonomy places the organism in Eukaryota, Metazoa, Chordata, Actinopteri, Syngnathiformes, Syngnathidae. Gene Ontology annotation, biological process: nucleosome assembly. Bases 40 to 645 code for a protein of 201 amino acids. Gene Ontology annotation, cellular component: nucleosome. The record is from RefSeq and is a predicted model, not a curated record. Gene Ontology annotation, molecular function: structural constituent of chromatin; DNA binding. The transcript has a single exon.
AGUCGUUGUCAACAACAAGACAAGUCAAAGCAGGCCAUCAUGGCAGAAGUAGCACCAGCCGCACCCGCUUCGUCGAAGACGGCCAAGAAGAAGAAGAGCAGCAAGACCGCGAAGGCUGGACUCAGCGUCUCCGAGCUGAUCACCCAGGCUGUCUCUGAGUCCAAGGAGCGUAAAGGAGUUUCUCUAGCCUACCUCAAGAACUCCCUCAACGCCGCCGGUUACGAUGUAGAGAAGAACAAGGCUCGCAUCAAGAUCGCCGUCAGGAAACUGGUGGCCAAGGAGGUCUUAUUGCAGACCAAGGGCACCGGCGCUUCCGGCUCCUUCAAGAUGAACAAGGCGUCCGAAGCCAAGCCCAAAAAGGCUCCCGCUAAGGCGAAGAGCCCCGCCAAGAAGCCCGCAGCCAAGAAAUCACCAGUGAAGAAAGUCGCAGCCAAGAAGCCAGCCGCUAAGAAGCCCGCAAAGAAGGCAACAACCCCGAAGAAGGCGGCAAAGAAGAGCGCCAAAAGCCCCGCUAAGAGCCCCGCCAGGAGCGCCAAGCCGACGGCUAGGAAAGCCCCAGCGGCCAGGAAGAGUCCUGCUGCCAAGAAGAGCCCCGCUAAGAAGGCCAGCAAGCCUAAAGCCAAGACUGCAGCCAAGAAGAAGUAAAUACAAUUUCCCAUGUAAACGGUUCUUUUAAGAGCCACCUCAUCCACUUUUAAGAGCAGUUUUCCUCAAUGACAAAGUAGUGUUGUGUACAUGAUUGUUACAUUGUCAAGUACUCACUGAUUUUCAUUUCCGUUAGCUUUAACUUAUUUCAUUAUUUAACUCUUGGGGAUCUCCUCAAGUCAGUAUUACAGGCCCUAUGGAUCUGGCUGAACUGUUCUAAAUUGUACAUUUAAGGAUUAAGUAAUACAGCUUUAUAUAUGAUCAACUCUUAAAUUUAGACCAAUUUCAGAUUUAUCUAUUGAUAUUGUUUUGUUUUUAUUUGUAAUUUAAUCCAGUUGAAAACAAAGCUAUAUUUCCCCCCCAAAAUGUUUUUAAGGGGAAAU